AUGGUGAAUUUACCUAAAGACAUUAUAGCUGAAAGCUUACCUGAAGAGACAGUGUUUAUAUUAUAUCAAAAUAAUAUAUUCUACGCGCACAAGGGUGUAAUGGAGUUAAAGGAUCUGGAAUACAUAUCGACAAAGGCAACAAACUAUACUUCCCUCCACGAACGUACUUGGAAUCCCCACGUGUACCAAACAGCUAUGAACAAAUUACGACAAAUACGUAACAUGGUAUCCAAUGAAUUUAAAAUGCGUUGCAGCGAAUGUGGUACAGCUCAUUAUGAAGAUGAAAUUUUGGCGCCCGAACGG
Molecule: messenger RNA, 303 nt
Organism: Brenthis ino (lesser marbled fritillary)
Lineage: Eukaryota; Metazoa; Arthropoda; Insecta; Lepidoptera; Nymphalidae
Source: the annotation of a GenBank genome assembly